UUUGGGGCCAGGGCUGGCUGCUCACAGAACUCAGGUCUAUCCAGCAGUCUUACUCCACAUUUGGUUAGGGGAGAGAAGAGGGCAAGACCAAGGCAGGAGGUCUAAUUGAUAACAAGCGAGCCAGGAGAAGUGGGGAUCGUCACUCAAACUGAGGAGGCUCAGAGUGGAGAAGUCAUUGGACCUAGGUCACACAGCGAAAGAACCUGGGGCCUGCCCUUCCCCCACUCUGAGCCAUGACGAUUCUGCGAUUAAUCAUGCUGGCUCUGGUGACAGGGCAUGUAGGGGGAGAGACCAGGAUCAUCAAAGGGUACGAGUGCUCUCCUCAUUCCCAGCCCUGGCAGGUGGCUCUGUUCCAGAAGACGCGGCUGCUCUGUGGGGCAACCCUCAUCGCUCCCAAAUGGCUCCUGACAGCAGCCCACUGCCGCAAGCCCCGAUACAUAGUUCACCUGGGGGAGCACAACCUCCAGCGGCAGGAUGGCUCUGAGCAGACCCGAACAGCCACUGAGUCCUUCCCCCACCCAGAGUUCAACUACAGCCUCCCCAACAAAGACCACCGCAAUGACAUCAUGCUGGUGAAGAUGGCAUCACCAGCCAUGAUCACUUGGGCUGUGCGACCCCUCACUCUGUCAUCACGCUGUGUCACUCCUGGCACCCAAUGCCUCAUUUCCGGCUGGGGGACCACAUCCAGCCCCCAGUUGCACCUGCCCCAUACCUUGCGAUGUGCCAACAUCACCAUCAUCGAGCACAAGGAGUGUGAGAAGGCCUACCCCGGCGACAUCACAGACACCAUGGUGUGUGCCAGCGUUCAAGAAGAGGGCAAGGACUCCUGCCAGGGCGACUCUGGGGGCCCUCUGGUCUGUAACGGAUCUCUUCAAGGCAUUAUCUCCUGGGGCCAGGAUCCAUGUGCUGUCUCCAGAAAGCCUGGUGUCUAUACAAAGGUCUGCAAAUAUGUGGACUGGAUCCAGGAGACUAUGCAGAACAAUUAGCAGGACAAAUUGACCCCAGCCCCAAACCCCCGACCCCUACUUGGUGCUGUGGUUCCUGUUCAUUCAGCUAAUAAUAAAGCAGCCUAAGCCAGGACUCCUUUAUGUGCUUUCUCUGGAUCUCCUUGACUACAAGAGAUGCUAUAGCUUAAUAAUCAAUUUGGGGUUUGGAAUUAGCAAAGCCUAGGUUCAAAUUCUGCCUUGUACUAACUUGUCACUCUGGGAGUGAUAAUAGCUAUUUGGGUCACUGUUGUAUCCCCAGCCGCAAAGACGGUUCCUGGCACUCACCAAGGUUUCAAUAAAUAUUUACCGAAUGAAUGAAUCUUUUGGGUGCUUC
Messenger RNA from Equus caballus (horse), 1320 nucleotides. It is a transcript of the gene KLK11, whose product is annotated as kallikrein related peptidase 11. Gene Ontology annotation, biological process: proteolysis. The record is from RefSeq and is a predicted model, not a curated record. Gene Ontology annotation, molecular function: serine-type endopeptidase activity. NCBI's taxonomy places the organism in Eukaryota, Metazoa, Chordata, Mammalia, Perissodactyla, Equidae. Gene Ontology annotation, cellular component: secretory granule.